AUGCGGCGUUUGAGGAGAGCUGCGACGAUAUAUUCUAUUGAGGUUGGGGAGUGUGGACGCAGGUCCUGGUGGCGAGCAGAGCUGAUUCUUCGGUUACAGCGACGACUAUGUUUACACUCAAGGACAAAAUUUUUUGAUAUUAAGUUUUUUCACGUUGAUGUUCAUGUUCUUGAGAAUACAAUCACUAUCACAAGUUGUCAUGAUGACACUCGGUGCCACCUAGUGCUACCCGAUCGAUCAUGCCCUCUUUCACAGCGCAAGGAGGGACAUCCAGCACUUCCCUGUGAACAUACAUGGCCAAAAAGAUUAUUGUCACUCCAGGAAAACCUCUAGAAAAUGGCGCCCUCGUCUUUUAACAAUCGCUUAAAUGAUCGCCGUGCUCGUGGUGGCCUGAAGGAGAUCGUUUUCACGUAUUCCCUGAAUUCAAGUGCAAAAAAUUCAAAUACAAGAAUAGCAUGAAGAGAUAGCUUCUUCGAAUGGUUGGAGUUGGAUGGUAGCUGUAGCUCUUGCUAUAAUUUCUCUCUCUGUAGUCCCUCUCACUUUCAGGCUCCUUGAGUCGGGUAUCGAUGAAGAUGAGCCUGAUUGAACUGUCAGACAACAUUGCGAUGUUGAAGAUCCACCGAGCAGAUCUUAGAAUAACCCGGUGACGUGCUCCUGCCCGUGAGUCGUGUGAAAAUGUCCUGAAGGUCAAAAAUCCGUUUCUUGCUCGUGCACGUGAGAAAGACAUCUUCUAAGACAGAGCUUUUGUCAUGCUGUGAGAAACGGGACAGUCAUCUGUUUCUGUUCCGGGGAAAUAUUUCAUGCCAAAAACUUCCAGUGAGACUAUUGACGAUGUUGAAUGAUGAAUGC
Messenger RNA from Amoebophrya sp. A25, 849 nucleotides. The record is from the annotation of a GenBank genome assembly. NCBI's taxonomy places the organism in Eukaryota, Dinophyceae, Syndiniales, Amoebophryaceae.